Messenger RNA from Carlito syrichta (Philippine tarsier), 2813 nucleotides. RefSeq names its product rap guanine nucleotide exchange factor 1-like. The record is from RefSeq and is a predicted model, not a curated record. The transcript has 17 exons. The annotation marks the transcript as partial. NCBI's taxonomy places the organism in Eukaryota, Metazoa, Chordata, Mammalia, Primates, Tarsiidae.
AUUCUCAGCGUUCUCAUCUGUCUUCCUUCACCAUGAAGCUCAUGGACAAAUUCCACUCACCCAAAAUCAAGAGAACGCCAUCCAAGAAGGGAAAGCCAGCUGAGGUGUCCAUGAAGGUUCCAGAGAAGCCUGUGAACAAAGAGGCAACAGACAGAUUUCUGCCAGAGGGCUACCCUAUCCCCUUGGAUCUGGAGCAGCAGGCAGUAGAAUUUAUGUCCACCAGUGCUGUGGCUUCCAGGUCUCAGAGGCAGAAGAACCUGAGCUGGCUGGAAGAAAAAGAGAAGGAAGUUGUCAGUGCCUUGCGCUACUUUAAGACCAUUGUGGACAAAAUGGCCAUUGAUAAGAAGGUACUGGAGAUGCUUCCAGGGUCAGCCAGCAAGGUGCUGGAGGCCAUCUUGCCCCUAGUGCAGAGCGAUCCUCGAAUUCAGCACAGCUCAGCCCUCUCCUCCUGCUAUAGCCGCGUGUACCAAAGUCUCGCCAACCUCAUUCGUUGGUCUGACCAAGUGAUGCUGGAAGGUGUCAACUCAGAAGACAAGGAGAUGGUGACAACUGUGAAGGGGGUCAUCAAGGCGGUGCUGGACGGAGUGAAGGAACUGGUCAGACUCACCAUCGAGAAGCAGGGGCGACCAUCCCCAACGAGCCCUGUGAAACCCAGUUCCCCGGCCGGCAAACCUGACGGCCCGUCCGAGCUCCCCCUGACAGACCGCGAGAUGGAGAUCCUGAACAAGACAACUGGGAUGUCGCCAUCAGCGGAACUCCUCCCAGAUGCCGCAGAUGAAGAGGUCGCACCCCCCAAGCCCCCUCUGCCUGGCAUCCGGGUGGUUGACAAUAGUCCUCCACCAGCGUUGCCGCCCAAGAAGAGACAGUCAGCGCCGUCCCCUACCCGAGUGGCGGUAGUGGCCCCCAUGAGUCGAGCCACCAGUGGCUCCAGUUUACCUGUUGGAAUUAAUAGGCAGGAUUUUGACGUUGACUGUUACGCACAGAGGCGACUGUCGGGAGGCAGCCACUCAUAUGGCGGAGAGUCACCCCGCCUGUCCCCCUGCAGCAGCAUCGGCAAGCUCAGCAAGUCAGACGAGCAGCUGUCCUCCCUGGACAGGGACAGCGGGCAGUGCUCGCGGAACACAAGCUGUGAAACACUAGACCACUAUGAUCCCGACUAUGAAUUCCUCCAGCAAGACCUCUCCAAUGCAGACCAGAUACCUCAGCAAAUGGCCUGUAACCUUAGCCCGUUGCCAGAGUCCUUGGGGGAGUCUGGGUCUCCAUUUCUCAGCCAUCCCUUCCAGCUGUCUCUGGGCAGCUGUCCCCAGCCAGAGGGGCCCUUGGCCCCAGGGCAGCAGACAGACAUGCCGCCUGCUCUCCCCGAGAAGAAGCGCAGGAGCGCGGCCUCGCAGACCACGGACAGCUCUGGCUGCAGGGUGUCUUAUGAGCGGCACCCUUCGCAGUAUGACAACAUCUCCGAGGAUGACCUGCAGAACCCAGCCCCGAUCCAGUCCGUCCCCUACACGCCCUUUGCUGCUAUCCUCCCCUUUCAGCAAGGAGGCUCCUCAGCCCCUGUCGAAUUUGUGGGUGAUUUCACUGCUCCUGAAUCAACGGGUGACCCAGAAAAACCACCUCCUCUACCAGAGAAGAAAAACAAACACAUGCUGGCCUACAUGCAGCUGCUUGAGGACUACUCGGAACCACAGCCUUCCGUGUUCUACCAGACGCCACAGAACGAGCACAUCUACCAGCAGAAGAACCAGCUGCUCAUGGAAGUGUACGGCUUCAACGACUCCUUCAGCACAGCUGACCCCACACAGGAGCUGGCUCCGCCACCCGCCCUGCCCCCCAAGCAGCGUCAGCUGCAGGCCUCCUGUGCUGCUUCUUCCUUCUCCUCUGUCUCCUACUGUGUCCAGCAAACUAAAGUGGCCUUCACCCCCGAGGACGGCAGUGCCGCUCAGGGCCUCGGUGUGUCUGUCUCUAACUCCUUUCUCAGCCGGCACGGCAGCUUGCCCGUGCCCUCGUACAAGUCUGUGUUUAGGUCCUACUCCCAGGACUUCGUGCCUCACCACCAAGCUUCCGUUCCACCUUUCCUUCCGCCUACCUCCUCUUCCUCUCCACAUUUCCCACCUGUCUACCAGUCUCAGAGCUCCGACUUAGCGGAGCCCACCGUGGCCAGCCCACCUCCCAGCACCGUGGACGGGCCUCUCUCAUCUUCUCAGGAGAGCAGCUUUCAUGGGAAUACUGUCUGCCUUCCUUCUGAAACCUCUUUCACUGACUCGAGUGGAACCACCAGCGAGGAGGCUGGGGAGGGUGAAUACGUCAAUCUGUACUCCUCCAGCCAGAGCGGCACGGAGCCGGCUCCCCCUCGAGGAGAAUUACCGACUGGGAAAGAUGGACGUGCCAGAGAUCCCUCGGCAGCCAGCAGUGCCCCUGGGAAGGACAACAGGGAUGGCGGCGAGAGGACCCCAAAGUCACCAGAUGCUAUGGAGUCGGCUCAGUCAGAAGAGGAAGUGGACGAGCUGUCCCUCAUCGACCACAAUGAAAUCAUGGCCAGGCUGACGCUCAAGCAAGAGGGUGACGAUGGACCAGACGUCCGUGGAGGAUCUGGAGACAUCUUGCUGGUUCAUGCUACUGAGACGGACAGGAAAGACUUGGUGUUGUACUGCGAGGCCUUCCUGACCACCUACCGGACCUUCAUCACCCCUGAGGAGCUCAUCAAGAAGCUGCAAUACAGAUAUCCUUUCCUACCUGGGCCCUCUGGAGCAGGAGCAAGGGGCCUCCGGCCCGCUCAGCCCACACACAGCGAGCACACUGGGCAGCGGUGUGAUUGA